AUGGCAAGGUUAAGGUUCAUAAUAGUGUUGGUGUUGGUGGCUAUAGCAAACACUAACAUUACUGAAUCUCGCAAUGUUAAGCUAGAGAAGACUAAAGUCACAGUCGCACAAGAAGAUCCUCUUAAGUUCCAUUUCCCUCUGCCUCCAGCCGCCCCCGGUUAUCCUCCUGACACAAUUUCAAAAUUCCAUUUCCCUCUGCCUCCAGCCGCACCUGGUUAUCCUCCUGACACAAUUUCCAGGUUGUUUGUUUCAGCUACUUCAGAUGAUACCAUGCCUAAAUGUCUUCCGCCCAAAUGCGUUCUUCCUGAUCCACCUCCUGCUCACACCAACAUUGUUACAGAAGCAACGAAUGUUAAGCUAUUGAAAACUAAUGGCGUAGAACAAGAUCCACGCCAAUACGAUCAGAUGUUACCUAGAGGUCCGGUUCCCCCAUCCGGACCUAAUCACGGUUAUGAUCCGCCUCCACGUCAAUUUGAUCAGAUGUUACCUAGAGGUCCGGUUCCUCCAUCCGGACCUAAUCACGGUUAUGAUCCGCCUCCAGGCCAAUUCGAUCCGAUGUUACCUAGAGGUCCGGUUCCUCCAUCCGGACCUAGUCAUGGUUAUGAUCCGCCUCCACAAAAGUCCUCCGAGCUACCUGAUGUUCUACCCCCUCCAAAUUCCCGUAUCCGCCUGCCUAAAGGUGUUCCUCAUCCUCCUGAAGGACCGUCUCAUGGCUCUACUCCUGAUCCACCACGACCACCACCAACUCCAUGA
Molecule: messenger RNA, 753 nt
Organism: Daucus carota subsp. sativus
Lineage: Eukaryota; Viridiplantae; Streptophyta; Magnoliopsida; Apiales; Apiaceae
Exons: 2
Coding region: 1-753 (250 amino acids)
Source: RefSeq, a predicted model, not a curated record